Pichia membranifaciens NRRL Y-2026 is the source of this 2031-nucleotide messenger RNA. RefSeq lists its product as hypothetical. The coding region runs from base 1 to 2031 and encodes 676 amino acids. Gene Ontology annotation, biological process: protein phosphorylation. The transcript is spliced from 2 exons. Gene Ontology annotation, molecular function: protein serine/threonine kinase activity; ATP binding. The record is from RefSeq and is a predicted model, not a curated record. Lineage: Eukaryota; Fungi; Ascomycota; Pichiomycetes; Pichiales; Pichiaceae.
AUGUCUGAUUUUGCCAAGAACCUUUUCGGAUUCGUCAAGCCAAAAUCAACGUCACCCGAAACAAUGGCUCCAGCACAGGAUGUAAACGAAGCACCAUUGGCACGUGUGGUUUCUUCAAGCGGCUUUCCAUCGGAAAUUCUGCCUCAUGCGACACCUACCAUUGGCUUGAACGAAAAGUCGUAUGCUGUAGGAACAACAAUCAACGACCCAAACGCUUUGAAUAGAUCCAUAAACCAAUUUGAUCAUGCACAGCAGAGCAAUUUGACUGCUCAACUGAAUACCACCCAAAGCAACCAACAUUACCAACCGUUGUUGAGUAAGACGCAGGACUACUCGUUAGCAAGUGCGGCCGACGCUGCUGAUACUAUACAGAGGGGAAAACUCCGUAUAAAUAUCAUGGAAGCUCGGGGGCUAAAUGUUACCACAAACUACUCUCAACCCUAUGUGGUAUGCACUUUUGAAUCGUCAGAAAUUGUCACCCAGGGCCCAGAGAGCUACGAUCCAAAGAAUGCACAAUUCGUCCACAGAAACAACAACGACUAUUCUACUAGAACUAAGUCUUCAGCAAAUUACAACCCCUCCAAUCCAGUGUGGCAUCAUACUGCUAUUUUUGAUGUUAUUGGUUCCAAAUCGCAAUUACAAAUCUCGGUUUAUGAUACCUCAAUAGAUGGUUCUUUUUUGGGCCAUCUGAACAUCUCCCCAAAGACAACUGAUGAUUCAAGCGUUGAGAGAUGGUACGAACUACAGCCUAGAUUACCCAAUGAGCCAGUUACAGGCAAGAUCAAGAUCAAAUUAGAUUACUCUAAUAUAAACAAAAGACAUUACGGACCAAACGAUUUUGAAAUCUUGAGACUUCUAGGCAAAGGUACUUUUGGACAAGUUUUCCAAGUUAAGAAGAGCGAUUCCAAACGAGUAUAUGCAAUGAAAGUUUUGUCCAAGCAGGUCAUUGUCAAAAAAAAAGAGAUUGCACAUACUAUUGGUGAAAGGAAUAUUCUCGUAAGAACUGCAACCACAGAAUCACCUUUCAUUGUGGGUCUCAAGUUUUCAUUCCAAACUCCAACGGAUUUAUAUUUGGUCACUGACUUUAUGAGCGGUGGAGAACUCUUUUGGCAUUUACAGAAAGAAGGGCGGUUCAGUGAAGAGAGAGCAAAGUUUUACAUUGCAGAAUUGGUUUUGGCAUUGGAACACCUACAUGACAACGAUAUUGUUUAUAGAGACUUGAAACCUGAGAAUAUUCUACUAGAUGCGAAUGGGCAUAUUGCAUUGUGUGAUUUUGGUUUAUCAAAGGCCAAUCUAACUGGUAACGGUACUACAAAUACAUUUUGUGGAACAACAGAAUAUUUAGCCCCUGAAGUUUUAUUAGAUGAAUCAGGCUAUACCAAAAUGGUUGAUUUUUGGUCUUUAGGAGUUUUGAUUUUCGAGAUGUGUUGUGGUUGGUCUCCUUUCUAUGCAGAAAAUACUCAGCAAAUGUACAAAAACAUUGCUUUUGGUAAGGUCAGAUUUCCAAAAGAGGUUUUGUCCCAUGAAGGAAGAUCCUUUGUAAAGGGGCUACUAAACAGAAAUCCAAAACAUAGAUUGGGUGCUCUCAAUGAUGCACGUGAGUUACGGGCGCAUCCAUUUUUCCAUGAUGUCAAUUGGGACAACUUGAAAGAGAAAAAAAUUCCUCCACCAUUUGUGCCUCACAUUGCAAAUGAACUAGACACUUCUAACUUUGACCCAGAAUUCACAAAUGCUUCCACUUCGGCGAUAAACAGACAGCUCAUGAUGGGGACGACACCGUUAUCACAGGCUGUGCAAGAAAACUUCAAAGGUUUCACUUAUGUUGAUGACUCAACAAUGUUUGAUCAUUUCAAUGGCUCUAUGGGUAGACGAGGUUCCUACAAACCUCAGUACGGCUCUUUUAUUCCAGGUAACCCAAAUUUACCUCCAGAUGAAGAAGUUGUGGAUGAACAAAGUGAAAUUGAGGAAGAAAAUGAAGGGGAAGAUAUGGAUGUUGAUGAUGAGUUUGUCAGUGGACAGUUCGAUUUGUAA